Molecule: messenger RNA, 1392 nt
Organism: Anopheles nili
Lineage: Eukaryota; Metazoa; Arthropoda; Insecta; Diptera; Culicidae
Product: protein abrupt-like
Exons: 1
Coding region: 1-1392 (463 amino acids)
Biological process (GO): regulation of transcription by RNA polymerase II
Cellular component (GO): nucleus
Molecular function (GO): protein binding
Source: RefSeq, a predicted model, not a curated record
AUGGCAAACCAACAAUACUCGCUUAAAUGGAACGACUAUACAACAUACAUUUCUGCCACAUUAGAUGCGUUCCGACACGAGGAGGAUUUGGUUGAUGUGACGCUUGUUUGCGAAGGGCGCAAAAUUCGCGCGCACAAGCUGCUACUAUCGGCGUGCAGUAUCUACUUCAAAGAUAUUUUUAAGGAGAAUUCCUGUCAGCAUCCAACCAUCGUCUUCAAGAAUGUCAAGUACAUCGAUCUCCUAUCCGUAGUCGAGUUUAUGUAUCGAGGAGAAGUAAGUGUUUCCGAAGACUCGCUACCUUCCUUCAUCCAAACGGUCGAAAUGUUAUCCGUUCGGGGUCUAUCUGAUAUAAAUACGCCCAGUUCACCAAUGGCCCCAAUUAACGGUCAACCAACGUCCACACCGGCACAGCAUAUACUGCCUUCGCAAAAUGCAACUAGCGCUGCAAUGGCUACAAUCGACGGGCUUUCGAAUUCUACAGUCACGCCACAAGUUGACAUGAAAUCGCAUUCUGCUACCAACCACCAGUUGGUCUCUAAAGCAAAUUUUAAAUUAAACGACGAUCCUGGUACAGUUGGCAGUGCCAUAGUUACACAAAUACAAUCGCUACAAAGGCAACAUCAAUCGGAACGUUCUAUUGCGGUAACAAUGGCACAAACUCCAAUCGCCUGCCAGGACACACGAGGUCAAGCUAACCAAUCGCCAUGUGAUCUCCAAGAACUCGUUAAAAACGCAGUAUCAACGGAUCAAUCGAACAAGACGAAUCACAGCGUGAUGGAAAACCAAUUGCCUGGCCCAGCUGAACAGCUGGCAACUCCGGAUGCCAUUCAGGCAAUGACACUUCACACACUAGACAUAGACACGUCAUGCCCACCUCACGACCAAGGUGAUGAAGUGCAAAUGUACCAGCCCACUUCAAAGGAACAGGAACAAACUCUGUCCUUUGCAGAAUCCGUACCACCGGACAAUACAGCAGUUAAGGGUAAAAUAACGAAUUUUUUUGACGUUGGCAAGGGCAUGAAGCAGUCGAACGACGAUGGUGACCCAUUGCCUCAACAGGAAGACUUUGAAAUGGUGGAGGAAUCUAUUGGUGAACAGCACAAACAAGAUGAUGGGACAGAACAAAAUAGUUAUGAAAUGGAUGCUGUGGACAUAGACGGGAUAUCGGAAAUCAAAACAAUAUCUAAGGAGCGCACAAUAGAGUUGGUCGAAAAAGUCAAGGUAGACAAGAAAUUCAAAUGCAAGGAAUGUGACAAGAGUUAUGUCAAUGGGAAAUCCCUCUCAAUGCAUCGCCAAAUUCACAGUGGUCACACCAAGUGCAUAAUUUGCGGCACGGUGCUGUCGCGUAGGGCUAACCUGAAGCGCCACAUGAAGCUAAAACACGAGCCUUGA